AAUGGCGCUGGUUCCAAGCCGAGCAACCCCCAAAAAAGGACGACGCCUGCGCACAUUCACGGGUCGAUUUGGGCACCAUUGUCAACUGUGGUGGCAACUCCGCGCGGAGUGGCCAACAACCGACCACGGAGAUUCCAACAAUUCCGAGCAGCAAUCGCAUUGAAAUGGGUGCCACGGCCUCGUGCAAGAAAACCUCCGGCAGUGGCUAUCCGGAGCACGAUGAUCCCAGCUACCGCAAGUGCCAGGAGCUCAAGAUGGAGCGCUGGAUCCAGAUGCACUACCAGAUCAAGCAGCGGGAACAGGCACUGGCCAUCGCCCAUCACCGGGAGCUCUUCUACUGGCUGAGCGGAUUCUAUCUGAGCGCUGUCUACGGCUGCGCCAGUUACUACCAGAGGGUCAAGAGGGUAUCCGCGCUGGCUCCGCUCCUGCCGCUCACCUUCGUGGUGGGUUACUACACGGACUGGGCCUACGGCAGCAAGAUGCACCGCAUCCAAGCGGAGGCCAACAUGAUCAUGGAGCACGAGCAGGAGCUGCUCCACUGGCCAGGAGGUCUGCCCACCGUGGCCGGAAUCGAUGAGGCCCGCGUGGAGACCGAAAUGGAGAAGAAAAUGCAUCCGCACCACAUGUAGAGGCAAAAGGCUGCCCCUCUCCCCGUUAGCCUGUAGGCGGGAUUGGGUUCUCGUGCUCAGGUCCUCGUUCAAAAAACACACUUAUACACACUCCACAAUAAAUAGGAUUCGACCCAGGAGACAGAAA
Molecule: messenger RNA, 756 nt
Organism: Drosophila erecta
Lineage: Eukaryota; Metazoa; Arthropoda; Insecta; Diptera; Drosophilidae
Product: plasminogen receptor (KT)
Exons: 3
Coding region: 165-629 (154 amino acids)
Biological process (GO): positive regulation of plasminogen activation
Cellular component (GO): plasma membrane
Source: RefSeq, a predicted model, not a curated record